AUAGGUCAGACAUUGUAGGCUACUGAACAGAGGUCGCUGUCAAUGGCCAUGAUGGUGAGGCUGUGGCAGUUCAUGCUCCUGUACUGGGCAUGGAGUCCUCUCUGUCUGCCAUUCAAUAUAAGCAUCAUAGGUACACCGCAGGAAUGCAAAAGUGCUCCAUUUGUCCCUGGUUACAAUCUGGGUGGAGAAGGCUUCGACAUCGUCACAAUGAAACGAAAAGGUGCCUAUGUCAUUGACACUGAAACAUGGAAGCUUGACAAUGGCACUUGCAGGCUAUUCAGCAACAGCUACAUGGACCAAGAGAAACAGAAGGUUCCAGUUGCCGUGUUAGACUGGAGAACCCUCCCCAAGUGCAGUUUGAAGGUCUCCGGUACAACCUAUGAUUCAGUCGAAACUCUUGUCAAUGAUUCCACCUCGGCCGUGACCAAUGAUUGGAAAAUUGACCUUGAAAUCCCUGUAGACCCAUCUGUCACUCUUGGCAUUGGCCUUGGAGGUUCCCACUCCAGAGAAUCUACCUUUGCAAUGAAAAAGUCGAAACAAGAUCGCUACACCUUCUUUCGCCAUUCUGUCUACUGUAGGUUCUAUAGCUACAGACUUGCAACGAAUCCUCCACUGAGUCAUGAUUAUGAAUCAGCUGUGAACUCCCUUCCUUCCUAUUCACUCAAAACAUCGUCAUUAUAUCGCAACCUGAUUGACACGUAUGGCACACAUUACAUCACACAAGUGUCUCUAGGAGGGGAGAUCAAAGCAAUUACUUCCAUGAAGACUUGUGAGGCAACCAUGGGUGGACUGUCAGCAACGGAGGUCAAGGACUGUCUGUCAGUCGAGGCCUCUGCUUGCUUUCAAAACACUGCCAAAAUCAAGGCCAUGUAUAAACACUGUCAGGAGAAGAAGAAGAAGUUAGGCUCUAACCAAAGUUUUAGCAGUAUGUUUAAUGAGCGCAACAGCGAGACCAUUGGUGGGCACAUUGACAGUGCCGAUAUCCUUUUUGACGAGCAAUCAAACCCGUCUGUCUAUAACAGCUGGCUCAGCUCACUGAAAACCACUCCAGAUGUGAUCCGUUACAACCUAAAGCCGCUGCACACCUUACUGCCAAGUACUCACUCUGCCAGGGCUGGACUGAAGAAAGAGGUUGAGAACUACAUCAAGAAAAAUGCUGUGUUGAAAAAAUGCUCCGAAACUUGUAAGAUUGGCCACAGAUCCAGCAAAAGGGAUCCUUGUGCUUGUGUUUGCAUCAGUGAUAGUAGUGUAAAGUCAAACUGCUGUCCUGCUGGGAGAGGUCUUGCCACAUUAAAGGUGUUCAGGCUCUAUGCAGAAGAGUUGUAUGGUGAUAAGUGGACAAAGACAGAUGGUUCAGUGGAGGUGAGAUAUGGUGAUCAGAUAAAGCGCACUGUCAUCAUAAGUAACAAUGACAAUCCCAAAUGGUCUGAGACUUUUGAGUUUGGAUCCAUCGUCAUGAACAUGAGAAACAAGCUCACGUUCAGUGUUUAUGAUGAGGACACUUACUGGAACAGUGAUCUGCUUGGCCAGUGUACUUUUGAUCUGCAUAGAGGUAAGGUGAGCGAUAGCUGCAUGUUAGAUCAUGGUACCUUUUUCUUCUCCUAUGUAGUAGAGUGCGCACCAAGUCUUGGUGGUGACCAGUGUCAAGAAUACACAUCCUCCCCCAUGAGUCCCUCUGUGGCCAACAUCUUUCACAGCAGAAAUGGGGUGCUCCUUGGAGAGACUAUGCAUGCAGUCAGUUAGUUUGAAAUCAGCUGUUGACCUGAGAUGAGGUGAUAAGAGAAUAACAAUUUGAUUUUUCAAUCAUCACAGAUGUAGUUAAUAGCAUCUUUCACACAGUUGCUCUUUCUGUCUUUGACUUUUGUUAAAAAGUAAUAAGAUAAUGACUUAUGUUAACCCUUAAAUUUAAUCAAAAAUUGUCUGUGAAAAAUUUGUGUGUGAUAAUCCACCUUUUCUGCUUCUGCUUUAUUAUUUAUGAAUAACUCUGCCAUUAAAGCAUCAACAAAGACAA
Molecule: messenger RNA, 2011 nt
Organism: Plectropomus leopardus (leopard coralgrouper)
Lineage: Eukaryota; Metazoa; Chordata; Actinopteri; Perciformes; Serranidae
Product: perforin-1-like
Biological process (GO): T cell mediated cytotoxicity; immunological synapse formation; defense response to virus
Cellular component (GO): membrane
Molecular function (GO): wide pore channel activity
Source: RefSeq, a predicted model, not a curated record